Messenger RNA from Gasterosteus aculeatus aculeatus (three-spined stickleback), 1917 nucleotides. The record is from RefSeq and is a predicted model, not a curated record. NCBI's taxonomy places the organism in Eukaryota, Metazoa, Chordata, Actinopteri, Perciformes, Gasterosteidae.
AUACUUUCUCUUUUUAUCCUGAUAGAGAAUCAGUGUUGAAGCAUUUGAAAGAAUGUAAAGUUUAUGAGUUUCUUUUUUUAAGCACCUGAUGAAAGUGUUUUUAAUGCAGUGAUGAACACGACAGCGUCUUUGUUUCUCUCUGUCGCUUCUAUUCAGUCAGGAAAUGAAACCAGCUGCAAAAGAAAUAGGCAAGAAAAGACUUCCUGAAUCCUGAAUAACAGGUUUGUUUUGUGUAACUGUUAGAUGGAUAACAAGUUGAAGCUGUGCUUGGUGAACAGUACAGAACAUAAAUUGCUUUAGUUGAAUUAGUUCCUUUUAUAAAGGGAACCUCAUGAGGACUGAGGGGAGAUCAUGUGAAAGGAGGAAGUAACAAACGUGUUGUGGUGAAAAACGUACUUGAAGAAGAUUCAGGAAACACUUUCAGACUCAGUCUGCUCCGUCCAACUGUCGCUCUACUGUCACUUCACCCUCGACGACAUGGACGAGAUGAGAAUUGUAAUGUUGGGAAAAACAGGAGUUGGUAAAAGCAGCGUGGCGAACACCAUAUUAGGAGAGAACGUGUUCCAGAUCGGCCGCACAGCCAACUCUGCAACAAGUGAAUGUCGAUCAGAAACCAGACGUGUUGAUGGAAGAGACGUCACUUUGAUCGACACUCCUGGUUUGUUCGACACAGAUCGACCUGAAGAGGAGCUGAAGCCUGAAAUAGUGAAGUGCUUCACAGAGUGCUCUCCUGGGCCUCAUGCUUUUAUCAUAGUGUUUAAAGUGGACAGAUUCACAGUUCAGGAGCAGGAAGUGAUCAAUAAGAUCAACCAAUACUUCUCUGAAGAAGCUUUCAAGUAUGCAACAGUCCUCUUUACUUAUGGUGACCAGCUGGAGGAAGAACAGACCAUUGAGGAAUAUUUCCACAACAAUCAGCGUUUGAGUGAUCUGGUGAAGAAGUGUGGAGGCCGCUGCCACGUCAUUGAUAACAAAUACUGGAAGGACAACCAGCCGGAUGAUUACAGGAGCAACCAGUUCCAAGUGAAGCAGCUGAUGAAGACCAUCGAUCACAUGAUUGAGGCAAACAAGGGAAGCUGCUACACCAACAAAGUGCUACAAGCUGUGGAGAAACUGAGACAAGAGGAGGAGAAACAGAUCAGACAGUCACCAGGAAACAAGACAGAGAAAGAGAUCAGAGAGGAGGCUAAAAAGAGAGCAUUAAAAAGGCUUUUGAUUGAAUUGGCUGGUGUAACCACAGGUGUAUUGUUAGGAGUUCUUUUUGGUGUUGUUCUCGUGGUUGGAGCAGAAGCAGCUGGAAUAGCAGCAGGCUCACUGAUGGUUGUAGGUGCUUUAGCAGGAGCGAUCAAAAGAGGAUACGAUGCUGUUCAGAAAGCACACAAAGUACACGUGGGAAUCUCUGUCUUUAAACAUAAGAAAAAAACAGCAGAUGACGAAUAUGAAUUAAUUAAUUAAUGAAUUAAUGUUCCCUGAUUUUUAGAAUGUGUCCAACGUGGAAUCUUUAACUAUUGAGAUGAUGGUGUUCGUAUGUAACAGGUUGAACUUCUUGCGUGAGCUUUCUUCUAUUUUCUGACUCUUUUCUAAAGCGUGUUGCAACAGCUGCAGAGCAAAGUGCUUCCUGACUGAAUGAAAGUUCAAUCUUUUCUUAUUUGUAGUACAAAGUGCCUGAUAUGUUGUUUCUCAUGUGUAUCAUCAACUGUGGCCACAAACCACAAAUAUAAUGUUGUUUCAACAUCUUGCAUCGAUAAGCUUUUUAGAAAAUGUCUGUUGGAUGUUGAAUCGUUGUUCUGUUUCCUGUUACAGAGUUAACCAGAAAAUGUUUUUGUUCAUGUACAUUUUGUGAGACAAUAAUUGUAGUCAUCUGUGGAUUAAAAUGUAUCAGCAAGACAAAUAAAGACAACUCAAUGGAAUCCUGUAAAA